AUGACACCUCUUCAUAAAUCUCUUGAUAUUGAUGUUAAUGAUACUGAAGCUGUUAAAUAUCUUUAUAAAUCUCCAUUUAUUGAUCGCAAUUUGAAAGAUAAUAUUUAUAGAAAAUGGGCGCUAUUUCAUUAUGCCGCCACAACUAACAAUGCUGAUGCACUAAAAUACGUAUGCUCUAUUCCAGAUAUUAACUUCAAUACCAAAGAUUCAAUUGGAUGGACACCUCUUCUUCAAGCAUGUCAUUACAGUAAUUCAGGAGCAAUUUUAUAUGUAUGUACAAUGAAGAAUGUGGACAUCAUUGUAAGAACAGAACCUGGAAAAACAAUACUUCAUCUUACACAAAUAUUAGGCAUUUUAGAAGCUAUCAAAUCCAUUUGUUCUUUUCCGAACGUUGAUAUCAAUUCAAGAGAUGAUGAAGGAAUGACUCCAAUUCAUUAUGCCUCGUAA
Trichomonas vaginalis G3 is the source of this 447-nucleotide messenger RNA. Its product is annotated as Ankyrin repeat family. The transcript has a single exon. Gene Ontology annotation, molecular function: protein binding. The coding region runs from base 1 to 447 and encodes 148 amino acids. The record is from RefSeq and is a predicted model, not a curated record. Lineage: Eukaryota; Parabasalia; Trichomonadida; Trichomonadidae.